UCUGUCACAUUUCACGCUGACACCGAGCGAACACUGGGCUCACACACUCGCGUUCAUACACUCUCACAGACAGGGCUCGCAAUAUUAUCGACAGAUCCGAGUUGGGAGUACAGUCGGGGAGAGCGCGUUGAAGUGUGUAAAAGCUGCUUCGUUGAGGGGAACGAGAGGAAAACGCAGGGAACAAAAAAGGAAAAGAAACGAAGGAAAUCCCCCGAAAGGAAAUGCCAAUCGCAGCCGCUGGACAGCCAACGACUCAGGAGCCUCGAGUUUGCCCCCGGCUGCCCUCCACCCCGGAGCCUGUCCCUAAAGGGGCUGAUUUAUUCGACGAGGCGGGGGCGACAGAGUCUGCAGAGCGAAUAGAGUACGGGGGCGCGGAGGGGGGCAGAGGACUCGGGGGCUAUAGUUACAGCCAGAGCGGCGCGAGGGGCUUUGUACAGCCCGGAUCUACCAACGGCUCUCCGCCGCAGUCCCCAGAAGCGUCCUCCUCUUUUCUUUUCCACCCCCUUCACCCCCACCAAAUGACCAUGGAACCUCCAAGGACUCGAUCUCGCUCACGGUCUGGAUAUUAUCAGUCGUGCGGUGUUGGAAAUGGCAAUGGAAUGACCGGCAGCGCAGUUAUGGUAUCUAACCACCACCACCAUCUCCACCAUCAUCAUCAGCAGCAGCAGCAGCAACUACAUCCACAGCAGCAGAACGGUGCCGCUUGCGCACCACUUGGAACUCACAGUAUCCACUCGGAGAACCAGCAGCGAGCCCCAGGAAGUAACGCCUCUCCCGGCAUUCAGAGGCUGUCUUCUGUUCCCGGAGCGCACCGCAUCCCAGCAGCAGGAGCCUCUGGCGGGUCCUACCACUGCCACCCAGACCAUGCGUAUGGAGAGGAGAGCGAUAAGAGUGAGGAAAGCCCCAGUCCAAAGCGCCAGAGGCUGUCCAGUCAGUCUGUCUUGGAACAGCUAACCUCAUCUGCACCCCCACCAUCCACCCCUUCUCCUCCCAUCCGCCCCUGGGAAUCAGGACCCCAAAGUCGGAGACAGUCUCAUCCUCACUCACAUUACCACCAGGAGAGAUGCCUCACUCCAGCCCGGCACAGACGCAGUCCACCAGCAAGACGUCAGCGUGGCCGUCUCUCCAGACCCUCUCGCCACCUGCCUCCUCAUCACCACCCCCCCACCCAAGGCCCCAUAUCUCGUCUGUCACCAUCCGAGCUCCAGGACGAAAACUACCACCACAACCCCCAUCAAUCCACUCCGCAGACAUACCCAACACACACUCCCAGCGCCUACAGUCAGCCUCCUACGUCUGGGGGUGGAGGAGUAGGUUCAGAGGAACCUCGAGCUUUCCAUCCCCCCAGCCUAUCAUCGCGACUACUGCACCCGGCCACUCACCACCAUCACCAUCAUCAGCAACAGCAUCAUUCAACGCAACAGCAACAAGGAGCCAUGGUAAUGGAUUUGCAUGAACAGCUGCAGCAGGGCACUGUACCUGUCUCCUACACGGUGACCCCAGUCCCUACUCACGGUCUCACAGCGCCUUUGUGUAGCAGUCAGCAUCUUCCACCUACCUGCUCCUCACAACAACAGGUCCCUGCCUGCAGCGUGGUCUUCAGCACUGGACAACACUACCACCCGAUGAUACAGGCAUGUUCAGUGCAACAUUUGCCGGUGCCCUAUGCCUUUCCCUCACUGCUAUCCAGUGAUCCUCAGUUCCUGCUUCACCCUCCACCUCACAUGUCUCACCACCCGCCCCACCUCGCCACACCCGGACAGUUCCUGCCUUUCCAGACACAACAGCCACGUUCGCCCUUACAGAGGAUUGAAAAUGAGGUUGAGCUUCUGGGAGAGCAGCUUUCAGUGGGUGGAGGUUUCAGCUAUGCCCACCAUCACCAUCACCACCAUCACCACCAGCCGCCCUCUGCUCUGGCGCCUUCAACACCGCUCCAGUUCCUUUCACACCACGACCCCCUGUCACAGGAGCUUUUUACAGUGCCCUAUCCUCACUUUAUGCCUCGGCGAUUCACAAGCCGGCGUUACCGUUCUCAACAGGCAGUACCACCGUCUCCCUACCACCCCAGCUUCCUGCCUUACUUCUUGUCUGUGCUUCCUAUGCCUCCAAAUGUGGCCCCUGCUAUCAGUCUAGAACUGGAUGUGGAUGAUGGAGAGGUGGAGAACUACGAGGCCCUGUUGAACCUCGCAGAGCGUCUGGGAGAGGCCAAGCCCAGAGGUCUAACUAAAGCAGAUAUAGAACAGCUUCCAUCAUACAGGUUCAACCCCAACAACCAUCAAUCUGAGCAAACACUGUGUGUGGUGUGCAUGUGUGACUUCGAGUCACGCCAGCUUCUGAGAGUAUUACCCUGUAAUCAUGAGUUCCACACCAAGUGUGUAGACAAGUGGCUUAAGGCUAACAGGACCUGUCCUAUCUGUCGAGCCGAUGCCUCUGAGGUACAACGGGACUCUGAGUGACCUCCUAUAAAUAUCCACAAUCCCUGACUCCCUGUCGGAUGCCCCAACCAAUCAGUGAACUUCCUUACCCCUUUACCACAAGCCUUUGCUUACACAUAACUGGGACCAGUGCUCAUUAAUCCUUCACUCUAUCCCACCAGACACUGAAUGGUAAUUCUCACCUGGGAUCAGCAUUUAUAGAAGUGUGGAGACUUUUUGCUGACUCGUGCUUACUUCAUCACUGGACUUCAUAGGCCUUCCGUUUUUGGACUAUUAGACCCUGCUACCCUGCCUUCUUCUGAUGGUUAACGCUCACUAUAAAUGGCCUUUAAAAACACACCCACGACACAGUGUCAUGUGCAGGUGGACAUAUAUGUAUGUAUUUUUUUAAAAAAAAUGGCAUUAUGAACCCUUCUGAAUUGUGAACUGUUAAGUUCUGGUAGUGGAGAGAAGAACAGGCUUAUUUGAAAACCACCUGUAUAGUUGUACUAACAAACACUGAGGGGGGAAAUUGGCAGUCCAAAGAUUAUAUUUUCGUUAUUGUUCUUCUGGUUAUAAUUAAGCAGUCCCAUUUUUGGUGUGCAGAGACUGACCUUUUUAACUAGACUCAUUAUAAUUGUGCAGCAGAAUGAGCCAGUUUAAUUUCUCUGUGUGUAUUCUUGCAUUCCUUGGUUUCUGAGCAGUCUGUAUAGGGUGAAACAAAGAUACUGUACACUGUGUGACAAAGAGUGAGCUACUUUGGAACAGUGAAAAAAUACACUUUAUUUUCUCUAUCCGAGUGUCUGUGCGCGAGUGUUUUUUCAGCAGUGUGAGCCUUUUCACUUGUGGAGAUGUGAGUUUUACACCUCCUGUAGAAUUUAUGCAGCCUAUGUGGUACAGUGCAUUUACUUCCAAAAUUGUUUCCACUCUACUUCAGAUUGAUUUAGACCCAGUGAAGGUCAAGGGUAACUUCAGAUCUUCACAACCAAGGUUCUUGGGAAGCUGACUUUCUUUUUUAAACCACACAUUAGACCUUUGAAUCUACAUCUGUUCCUUCUUCUCUAAAACAAGUAUAGGUUUAGUUUUUUCCCCUUAAAAAACAGAAAAUAUAUUUAUCAACAUCUCAACAUGCUCAGUAAGCUCCUCCUCCAAGACAUAUUUGAUAAAUAUGGUUGAAUUAAUUAAAACUCAACAAUUUCAUCAAUCCUCAGUAUAUUAUAAUUUUAAUGGGAAUAUGGUAUUUAAAAUGUGACUGUCUGUUUUUGGUACCUUUCUAUACUUUUGGCAGGUAGCGAUUCCAGUGUUUUCCCAUCACUCACGGGGAAGAAGUUUAAAGAGUCUUAUAAGGUCACCGUUAAAUCUACUUUGGUUCACUGGUGGAUUUUUCACUUCAGCACUUUAAUAUGUAGAUUUAUGACCUAUACACACUCUUUUCUAAGAAAAAGAAGCAUUAAUGCAUAAAAAAAUACAGAUGUUCUUCAAACAUCAUUUUCCAGUAUUUACUACACCCUCAAUAUAUCAGUUCUUUCAAAUUCCCACAGUUCAUUUCCAAAGGUGUUUAUUCUCGGUAUCUUAAUAAUGAUCAUCAGUCAUGAUAUAACUAAUAAACCUCAAGCACAAAUCAGGCUUUCAAAUGUAAAUCCCGAAUGGUCAAUAUUUUUAAGAUGACAAGCUAACAUGGGCCAUAAAAAGUAAAGAGGAAGUUCAGUGCGGCACCUGCAGUGUCUUCCAUCUGACAUGCCUUUUUAACCAAUCUGAUUUUCUCCUGGUAGAACUCGUAUUUCUUCACUGUUGCCACAUCAGAUGGAAACAUUAAUUCAAAGUGGAUUUCUGCUUUCCAGAAUCUGGAAAGAACAUUGGUUUAUCCAAAACACUUCUUUAGUGUUAUCAGACGUUUUUAAAAAGACAACAACUCUUAUUUAAACAAUGGGAAUCAAUGUUUUUCUUCUUCAUUUCUGUACGCAUCCCUUUUGUGUCUUAGAAUCGUUUUUUGUUGGACAGUUUUUCGUUGCUUGAUACACUAGCAAUUACCUCAGUCCCACUAUUUAUGUCUUUUCAGAAAAUGGCACAACCAGUAUGCUUAGUGUGCAUCUGUUCAUUUUCCAUGCAAUUUGUUGGGUUGUUUGAUAUAUAUUCCUUUAAACUCUAUGAAACUUUCAUUAAAGUGGUGUCAUAGUAGUUUCAUUAUGUAUUAUAUCUGUAACCAAAAUCGUUUGAAGGUCUGUUGAUGAUGAUAAUGAAAUUUUUAACAAACAUUUGUACAUUUUGUAUGAGAGUUGUUACUAGUAAUACUUUAUUAAGUAGUGCAAUGAUUUUUUUUUAAUCCCUUACCCUGUCUUUUGGAUUUCAAAAGCUGGUUCAAUAAUAAAUGUAUAAC
Molecule: messenger RNA, 4791 nt
Organism: Pundamilia nyererei
Lineage: Eukaryota; Metazoa; Chordata; Actinopteri; Cichliformes; Cichlidae
Gene: rnf38
Product: ring finger protein 38
Exons: 13
Coding region: 222-2456 (744 amino acids)
Biological process (GO): protein ubiquitination
Molecular function (GO): ubiquitin protein ligase activity
Source: RefSeq, a predicted model, not a curated record